Diospyros lotus (date-plum) is the source of this 1463-nucleotide messenger RNA. RefSeq names its product protein JINGUBANG-like. The transcript is spliced from 2 exons. The record is from RefSeq and is a predicted model, not a curated record. Bases 45 to 1313 code for a protein of 422 amino acids. Lineage: Eukaryota; Viridiplantae; Streptophyta; Magnoliopsida; Ericales; Ebenaceae. Gene Ontology annotation, molecular function: protein binding.
CUCUUGUGAUCUUUUCAGAUUAUUCUUCCCUUCCAUCUUCAGAAAUGGGAAUUCUCCGGUGCCCUUUCCCUUGCCGGAGGGCUGAAGAUUCCACCCACCAAUCUCCGUCCUCCCACCUCCACUCGGAGUCCUCCUCCUCCUCCUCUCUCUACUCCCAGUCCAGCCUCCCCUCCGUUCCUUCCCUCACGCCGCCGCCUCACGACCAACCCGCCGCCUCCCGCCACCACUGCGCCGCCACCCUCCGCGCCCACUCCUCCCACAUCUUCUCCCUCUCCCUCGCCGGAAAACACCUCUUCAGCGGCACAUCCGAGGGCGAGCUCCGGAUAUGGCCCCGUGACCCUUCCCCGGCUUCCACCCUCCACGGCACUGCAGUCGCCUCUACCAAUAGCGCCGUCAAGGCCCUCGCCGUUCUCGGCGGAAAGCUAUUCACGGCUCACCAGGACCACAAAAUCCGGGUGUGGAAGAUGGAUCUGGACGCCGGCAGCGGCGGCAACCAGCAAUUCAAGUGCGUGGCCACAUUACCGACAGUCCAAGAUCGCGUCGCCAGGCUCUUCUUCGCCAAGAACUAUGUGGAGGUCCGGCGCCACAAGAAGUGCACUUGGGUGCACCACGUCGACACAGUAUCGGGGCUGGCGGUGUCGAGAGACGGCUACUUGCUAUACUCCGCUUCCUGGGAUCGGACCUUCAAGGUCUGGCGAACCGCCGACUUCAAGUGCUUGGAAUCGGUCCGGAACGCGCAUGACGACGCGAUCAACGCUCUGGCUUUGUCGACCGAUGGGUUCGUCUACACCGGCUCGGCGGACAAGAAGAUAAAGGUGUGGAAGAAGCAAGAAGGAGAGGAGAAGCACAGCCUGGUGGCAACAUUAGAGAAGCACAAGUCGGCCGUAAAUGCUUUGGCUCUUAGCACCGAUGGGUCCGUGCUUUAUUCCGGCGCCUGUGAUCGGUCCAUAAUUGUUUGGGAAAAAGGCUGCGGCGGCGGCGGCGGCGGCGAGUACAUGGCGGUGGCCGGGGCACUGAGAGGGCACGGCAAGGCGAUUCUGUGCCUGGCGGUGGUGGCGGAUGUGGUGUUCAGUGGAUCGGCGGAUAAAACGGUUAGGAUUUGGAGGAGAACGGUUGAGAGGAGUUACUGUUGUUUGGCGGUGCUCGAAGGGCACAGAGGGCCGGUGAAGUGUUUGACGGCAGCUGUGGAUGGUAGCUGUAGUAGUAGUGGUGAUAGCAAUUCCUGCUCUGGAAAUGGGACUUGCUAUAAGGUGUAUAGCGGCAGCCUGGAUUGUGAUAUUAAGGUCUGGCAAAUAUGGGUUCCCUCCCUUUAAUUAAUUGCCUUUUCCUUUUUUAUGGGUUUUAAUUUUUUUGGGAAUUUUUUGUACAUAAAAGUGGAAGAUUACUUCAUUGUUUCUUCAUGGAAAUGAUGAUAUUCUUAUAGUAAUAAUUUUAUAAUUAGCAGUAAUAUUUCUAUAAUCUUA